Messenger RNA from Puma concolor (puma), 3195 nucleotides. The record is from RefSeq and is a predicted model, not a curated record. Lineage: Eukaryota; Metazoa; Chordata; Mammalia; Carnivora; Felidae.
AUGCCCACCCCAAGGCCACCAGGUGCAGGGGCUGCCCUCAUCUCUCCAGAAGAAGUCAGUGAGGUGCCCUUGCAGCCUGCUGGGCCCCAGCUGAGGCCGGGCUGCCUCCAGCAGCUACAGGCAUCCUUGAGCCUGCGACUGGGCUCCCUAGACCCUGGCUGGCUGGAGCGGUGUCACAAUGGGGCCCCAGAUUUUCUGGGGGCUUCCAAGGCCUGCCAGCCUAACUUGGGUGUAGAGCAGUCACAGUCUGUGACUUCAUGUGUCCCAUCUGUCCCUGGUCCCAGCACUAGCCCUGAGGCUCAAGCCCUACAGACAGCUGGAGUCAGUGUAGGGAGCCCCCAACCUGGCGACAGUCAAGGCAAGAGGUGGACACGGAAUAGGGAGCCAGAGGGGAGCCCUGCACAGGCCCAGCAAGACAGUGGCCAAAUAGGACCCCUGCCUGAGGAAGCUGGGACUGCAGAACACGCAGAAGACCCUUCGGGAAAACCCCUGUGGGCACAGCGCCCCAGUGGCGCCACAGCCUCCAGGUACCACAGCUUCAGCCCCGGUAGGGUCACCUUAAGUCGAGCCAGGUUGGGGCAGGCUUGGGGCAUGGCCCACUUGUACAUCCCUUCUAGAGUAGCUGUGCGGAACGGAGGUAAUUACGUGCGGCUCAACAUGAAGCAGAAACGCUACGUGCGGGGCCCGGCUCUCCGUGGAAGGCUCCUCCGCAAGCAGAUGUGGAAGCAGAAGUGGCAGAAGAAAGGGGAGCAUUUUGUAGGUGGUCGGCCCAGAGCCACACUCAAGAAUUCUUGCUUCCGGUGUGGGCAGCUAGGCCACUGGUCAUCCCAGUGCCCCCAACCAGUGAGUGAGAAAGAUCCAGAGCCUGCUGGGCCUGAGCUGUUGGUCACCGUGGAACAGCCUGUGCCCCGGGUGCCCUGCCUGCCCCCUACCGUGCCACCACUUUACCCACCAGGGCCCUCUGGGCAAGUGGCAGAGACGCCAGCUGAGGUAUUCCAGGCCCUGGAGCAGCUAGGGCACCGUGCCUUCCGCCCCGGACAGGAGCAUGCGGUCAUGCGGAUCCUCUCUGGCAUAUCCACGCUGCUGGUGUCGCCCACCGGUGCUGGCAAGUCCUUGUGCUACCAGCUCCCCGCGCUGCUUUAUGCCCGGCGGAGCCCCUGCCUCACACUGGUCAUCUCUCCCCUCCUGUCUCUCAUGGACGACCAGGUGUCUGGCCUGCCCCCAUGCCUGAAGGCAGCCUGCAUCCAUUCAGGCAUGACCAGGAAGGAGCGGGACUCUGCCCUGAAGAAGGUUCAGGCGGCCCAGGUGCACGUUCUGAUGCUGUCACCCGAGGCAUUGGUUGGGGCUGCGGCAGGGACCCCUGGCUCCCUCCCUCAGCUGCCUCCCGUUGCCUUUGCCUGUGUCGACGAGGCCCACUGCCUGUCCCAGUGGUCCCACAACUUCCGGCCCUGCUACCUGCGUGUCUGCAAGGUGCUGCGGGAACACAUGGGUGUCCGCUGCUUUCUGGGUCUUACGGCCACGGCUACGCACAGCACCUCAAGAGACAUGGCUCAGCAUCUAGGCGUGGCUGAGGAGCAUGUCCUCAGAGGGCCAGUCACCAUCCCCACCAACCUGUACCUCUCUGUGUCCACGGACAGGAACCCAGACCAGGCUUUGGUGACACUGCUGCAGAGUGAUCGUUUUCGCGACCUGAACUCUGUCAUCGUCUACUGCAACAGACGCGAAGACACGGAGCGCAUUGCUGCGCUGCUCCGCACUUGCCUGUGUGAGCCCUGGGACCUGGGGCCUAGAGGGGAGGCCCCGGAAGCUGUGGCCGAAGCCUACCACGCCGGCAUGUGUGCCCGGGAGCGGCGGCGGGUGCAGCAGGCCUUCAUGGAGGGCCGGCUGCGGGUGGUGGUGGCCACAGUGGCCUUCGGGAUGGGGCUGGACCGGCCAGACGUGCGGGCCGUGCUGCACCUGGGGCUGCCCCCCAGCUUUGAGAGCUACGUGCAGGCUGUGGGCCGGGCUGGACGGGACGGCCAGCCCGCACACUGCCACCUCUUUCUACAGCCCCAGGGUCAGGACCUGCAGGAGUUGCGUAGACACGUGCAUGCCGAGGCCUCCGACUUCCUUGCCGUGAAGAAGCUGGUACAGUGCUCGUUCCCACCCUGCACCUGCACCCAUGCCCAACAGCCCCCAGAGCAGGAGGGAGCCAAGAGCCAAGAGAGGCCUGUGACCGUGUCCCCAAGCGAGGCCGAGCAAGCCAGCAACAAAGGCCUAGCCCAGUGCCUGGGUCAUGAGCGGGCACUCCCAGUGCAGCCGCUGGUGCAGGCCCUGGACAUGCCUGAGGAGGCCAUUGAGACCCUGCUGUGCUACCUGGAACUACACCCACGGCGCUGGCUGGAGCUGCUGGCACCCACCUAUGCCUACUGCCACCUGCGCUGCCCUGGGGGCCUCCCCCAGCUCCAGGCCCUGGCCCGCAGGUGUCCUCCACUGGCGGUCUGGUUAGCCCAGCAGCCACAGGAAAACAUAGGCGAAGGAAGCUAUUCCGUAGAGUUUGACGUGGUUAAGUUGGCCGACUCGAUGGGCUGGAAGCUCGCCCCUGCAAAGCAGGCUCUCCGUCAACUGCAGUGGUACCCAGAGCCCAGGACAGGUGCACAUCGGGACACAGGGGUGCUGGUGGAGUUCCGGGAGCUCGCCUUCUGUCUGCACAGCCCCGGAGACCUGACAGCCCACGAGAAGGACCAGAUCUGUGACUUCCUAUAUGAACGUGUACAAACCCGUGAGCAGGAGGCCCUGGCACGCCUGCGACGCACCUUCCAGGCCUUUCACAGUGUAGCCUUCCCCAGCUGCGGGCCCUGCUUGGAGCAGCCUGAUGAGGAGCACAGUGCCAGGCUCAAGGCUCUGCUCAGCGGCUACUUCGAGGAAGAGGGGCCAGGAGGCAUGGAAGACGAGCAGGGUCCAGAGCCAGGACAGGCCAGGAUCCAGGACUGGGAGGACCAGAUACGCCAGGACGUCCGCCAUCUCCUGUCCUCGUGGCCAGACCAGCAGUUCUCGGGCAGGGCUGUGGCCCGUAUCUUCCAUGGCAUUGGAAGCCCCUGCUAUCCAGCCCAGGUGUACGGGCGGGACCGGCGUUUCUGGAGAAAACACCUGCGUCUGAGCUUCCGUGCCCUGAUGCGUUUAGCUACAGAGGAGAUCCUGCUGUGGGGCCACUGA